Messenger RNA from Xenopus laevis (African clawed frog), 2112 nucleotides. Its product is annotated as E3 ubiquitin/ISG15 ligase TRIM25. The record is from RefSeq and is a predicted model, not a curated record. NCBI's taxonomy places the organism in Eukaryota, Metazoa, Chordata, Amphibia, Anura, Pipidae. The transcript has a single exon. The coding region runs from base 158 to 1726 and encodes 522 amino acids.
GAGAGAUUUGCCCUGAGAUUUCUACUCUCCGGUUUCACUGAAUCUCAUUCAGACUGUAGCGAGAACCUGAGAGGGUUAAACACAGGAAUCUGAAGUGCUGUUUAUCUUUUAGUAAAGAGAACUUCCGUACUUUCAUUUCUUGCUCCUGCUUUCUGCAAUGGCGUCGGCUGCUGAUCUGAAAGACGAGCUGAGCUGCUCCAUCUGCCUGAGCAUUUAUACUGAUCCUGUAUCCCUGCCGUGUGCCCAUAACUUCUGCCGGGGCUGUAUUGGGACAACAUGGGACACCCAGGAGGGAUCUGGGGCUUAUUCCUGCCCUGAAUGCAGACAGGAGUUUAAGGAGCGCCCUGCCCUGCCCAGGAACAGAACUCUGGGGAACAUAGCAGAGCGAUUCCUUUCUGCUCAGCCCGAGCCGGGGGAGACUGGGAUUCCCUGCACCUACUGUGACUCCCAUGUACCUGCUGUUAAAUCCUGUCUGCACUGUGAGGCUUCUCUGUGUAAUAAGCACCUGAGGGGGCACAGCAAGUCAGCAGAACAUGUACUGACCCAACCCACCACUUGCUUCAUGGAGAGAAAAUGUUCUGUACACAAGCGGAUCCUGGAGUAUUACUGCUGCGAGGCCUGUAUAUGUGUGUCCUGCUGUCUGGCCGGAGAGCACAGUGGCCACAAGGUGGAGCUGCUGAGUGAGGCCUCUGAGAAGAAGAAAGAGAAACUAAAAAAUGUGAAACUGGGGAAGCUGAGCCCAGAGAGAGAGGGGAUUGAAAGUAGAGCCCAGAGACUGCAGGAGCGCAGGAGAGAAGUCCAGGAAAGGGCAGACAGUGAGACAGACCUUGUCGCUGGCAUCUUUAGGGAGAUCAGGGAACAGCUGGAAGCCCUGGAGAAGCAGGUUCUGAGUGACAUCUCCAGCCAGAGAGAUGUGGUUUUACUCCAAUUAUCUGAUCUAAUCCACCAGCUGGAAAUAAAGAAGGACGAGCUGACCAGGAGUAUCAGUCACAUUGAGGAGCUGUGCAACAUGGCAGAUCCACUCACUGUCCUACAGGAACGGGAAUCACAUGGAGCUGACUUUUGUGGGGAUGAGUGGGAAAAUUACAAGGGAAAGGAGCCAGGUGAUAGAGAAGAACUGGAUGUGGCUCUGAUCUCUUUAUUCACUGGUUUAGAAAGGAUUGUGGCAGAGGUAAAAGAAAGGUGUAGCUAUGGGCAGGGGGAUACAGACCUGUUAUUGGAUAUAAACACAGCCCUUGAUAAUGUAUCAAUAUCCACAAACAUGAAAUGUGCCUCCUACUCACAGAUACGCCAAAAUUACCCACAAUCCCAGGGGAGAUUUCAGCACUACGCUCAGGUUUUAGGCACCAGGAGUUUCCACUCAGGACAACAUUACUGGGAGGUGGAGGUCAGUAAAUUUGGCUGCUGGGGUGUAGGGGUGACCUAUCCCAGAAUAAAGAGGAAAGGAAACCAGUCCUGCAUUGGGAACAAUAACAAGUCCUGGUGUUUGCAAAGGUGGGAUAAUAAAUACUCUGUACGACAUGACAGUAAAAUUAGCAGUUUAACUCAUAUUCCAUCUUGCAUGAAAAUCAGGAUCUGGUUGGAUUAUGAGUCCGGACGUCUGUCCUUUUAUGAGAUGAGUGAGCCAAUCAGACACUUGCACACCUUCUCUGGCUACUUCUCUGAGCCGCUCUAUCCUGCAUUCAGGGUAUGGGGUGGUGGUGCCUGGGUGAGGAUAAUUAGUUAGUGCACAUUGUAGGGUUACCAGGCAAAUGUGAUUGUUGCACUGGGAUCACGUCCUGUGAGACUGAAACAAAAACAUCAAAAAUCAAAGAUGAAACCAUCAGAGGUGACAUUACACUACUAACCCCCCCCCCAGACAUUCACCACCCUCCCUCCACAUCCCCAGUCUCUUCUGUGCUCCUUCUCCCCUGUGACUGAUCAAAACUGUCUCAAAACAUUUGGCUUCCUCUCACCUUACUACCUGCCCACUUCCAAACUUCUCCCCAAUACCAAUCCUUGUCUAAUCAAAGCCUUAUUUUGUCUAUAUAAUAUCUUGCUCUCAACUGGACUGUUUCCUUCUUGACUAAAACAUGCUCUUGUCACCUACAUUCUGAAAAAACCCUCUCUUGA